Molecule: messenger RNA, 4343 nt
Organism: Austrofundulus limnaeus
Lineage: Eukaryota; Metazoa; Chordata; Actinopteri; Cyprinodontiformes; Rivulidae
Gene: zfr2
Product: zinc finger RNA binding protein 2
Cellular component (GO): precatalytic spliceosome
Molecular function (GO): double-stranded RNA binding; zinc ion binding; single-stranded RNA binding
Source: RefSeq, a predicted model, not a curated record
CUGUACCGGAGCUGAAAAGAUGGCUGCUAGCAACUAUUUCGGGUUCACACAUGGUGCCGGUCCGCAAUACAGUACCCAGCCUCCCACAGCCUACUCCCACCCAUCUACAGCGACCUACAGUGUCCAGCAGCCACCAGCUGUGGCUCAUGCAGUCACUGCGUCCUACUCUCCAGCUCCAGUCCAGGCAGCCCAGCCUGUGGCCUCAGCCCCCUACCCCACCUACCAGAGCCACCAAGCACCUCCAGAUUACACCUAUAGGCAGCCAGAUCCACCACAGCCCACCACUACCCCUCAGACGUACCAGGUAUACUCUAGCAUGGACAACUAUAGCUACGUUCGUCCUGCUGCUGCGACGACUUACGACAACAAACAGUAUUACCAGACGAGUAUAGCUCCGGCUCAGAGGACAGCCACAGAUAACUAUUACCAGACUGUAGGAGUAAAGAGUGCGUACAGCCCGGCUCCUUCCACUGUGUACAAUCAGCCUCCUCUGCCACAGAGGCAGGUGACGGCCCUGAAACCCCUGGUCCCCUCCAGCGCUGUGUCGACUAGCUAUAACAUUUACCCUAUGUCCACCAGUGUCCAGCAGCCUCCAGCGCCCAUUUCAUCCUACACCCUCGGCUCAUCGUUUGGCUGCACCGUCUCAGCCUCUUCCUACUCUGGCGUUAACUACCGCAGUUAUGAUUCUACUGGCUACACCUCUGCGCCAACCCCCUCCUACUACCAGCCGACUCAGCAGACCCUCUCCCAACCCCAGCCUCCCCCUCAGCAGCCCCAUCAACCUCAGACCCCUGUUCAGCCUCCACCCAAGCAGCUGACGAGUUCCUCUUGGAGUAACUCAGGGAGCAACAUGGUGACGGCUCCGACAGUAAACUCUUACAAAAAGCCGACUUUUCACCAGAACAAACUGCAGAGGCCUAAGGGGCCUCCUAAGCAGCCUCAGCUUCAUUACUGUGACAUUUGCAAGAUCAGCUGCGCAGGCCCUCAGACCUACAGGGAACACAAUGAAGGCCAAAAGCAUAAGAAAAAGGAAGCAGCCCUAAAGGCAGGGGGACAGAGCGGGACCAGCAAUGGGCCCAAAGGAGUCCAGACCCAGUUACGCUGUGAGUUAUGUGAUGUGUCGUGCACCGGAGUGGACGCCUACGCUGCACAUAUCCGCGGGGCCAAACACCAGAAGGUUGUGAAACUUCACACCAAGCUUGGAAAACCGAUCCCAUCCACUGAGCCAGUUCUGGUGAAUAAUUCUGCUCCAGCAAUAACAACCUCCACAGCAGGGAAACCUACAGUGUCGUCCUCCUCGUCUUCCUCAGUUAUUACAACCCCCGCAGUGACGGCCAAACCAGCGGCUGCAAACACUUCGGCCAAAACAACCCCACCAAUCAAGAAAUCAGCUCCCUCCAAAAUAAUGCUUAUCUCUAAUAAACCGACCAGUGCUCCAGCAGCAGCUGUGGCAGCUAAAGUGGUCGAGCCUGUUCAGCCGUCUGUCCAGAAGAUGGAGCUACUGAGCGAGACUGAAAGAGAUGACAGAGCUGGAGGAGGUCAGGGGGACAUCCAGCCUGUGGGACAUGACUAUGUAGAGGAGGUGCGUAACGAGGACGGAAAAGUGAUAAGAUUUCACUGUAAACUGUGUGAGUGCAGUUUCAAUGAUCCAAACGCUAAAGACAUGCACCUGAAGGGGCGAAGGCACAGACUGCAGUACAAGAAAAAAGUAAACCCCGAGCUUCCUGUGGAGAUUAAACCCAGCAAUCGUGCUAAAAAGAUUCAGGAGAACAAGCUGAAGAAGCAGAAACAGAAGGCUGUGCUGAAGAGACAGAGGGACGAUGAGCAGCACUGGCACAUGGAGUUGAGACGAUACGAGGAUGACUUGUACCGCAGGAGGAUGGAGGAGGAGCAGAUGUACUGGGGGGAUCAGAGGCGCAGGCUGGCCCCUCCACCUUUAAUGAGUCGCCCCGGAAUGCCAGUACCCCCUCUACUGAAUUGUGUCCGCCGCCCGGACUCUGCUGACGAUCGGCACAUCAUGGCCAAACAUUCCACCAUUUACCCCGUGGAAGAGGAGCUCCAGGCUGUUCAGAGGAUCGUCUCCCACUCCGAAAGAGCUCUGAAGCUGGUGUCAGACUCCCUGCUGGAGCAGGAGACUACAGCUGGAAGGCCUGAUGCUACUCAAGAAGGGGGUGAAAAGAGUGCUGAGAAUGCCGCCCGGCUGCUGAAGGGGGUGAUGAGGGUCGGUAUCCUGGCCAAAGGCCUGCUGCUUCGUGGGGACAGAAAUGUAGAGCUCAUCCUGCUAACGGCUAAGAAACCCACCAUGUCGUUACUGACGAACAUCACCAAACAGCUGCCGAAAGAGCUGACGACAUUUUCUGAAGAUCAGUAUGAGGUGCAGGCUCACCCCGAGGAGGCCAACAUCGUGAUUAUUUCAAGCCAGGAGCCCAAAAUGCAGGUGACCAUUUCUCUCACCUCGCCCCUGAUGAGGGAGGACCCUGCUGCUGAGAAGGACAAGCAGGCAGGAGGAAAAGCGGCUGAGAAAGAUGUGUCUGAGAAAGAUCCCCCUGAUCUUUUGAAUAAGAAGAAAUGUUUGGAUUACCUGGCUGCUCUUCGUCACGCUAAAUGGUUUCAGGCUCGAGCGAAUGGAUUGCAGUCCUGUGUGAUCAUCAUCCGAGUGCUGAGGGAUUUGUGUCAACGUGUGACCACUUGGGGGAAAAUGCCUGACUGGGCGAUGGAGCUGCUGGUGGAGAAGGUGAUCAGCAGCUCCUCAGGUCCGCUCAGUCCAGGGGAGGCCAUGCGCCGUGUCCUGGAGUGCAUCUCAUCAGGCAUUCUGCUGCCAGACGGACCAGGUUUGAUGGACCCGUGUGAGAAGGAGCAAACUGAUGCUUUGGAGAGCAUGACUCUUCAAGCUCGGGAGGAUAUAACUGCCAGUGCACAGCACGCCCUGCGGCUGCUCGCUUUCCGCCAGAUCCACAAGGUUUUAGGUAUGGAGUCCCUGCCGGUGUCCAAGGAGAGCGCACGCAACCGCAAACGUCGACGGGACGUCAGUGAGACGGGUGAAGGAGAGGGGGAGGGCAAGAAAGACAAGAAGGAAGACGAAGCCACUGCUUGACCUCUGCCCUCCGAACUGGAGGGGUUUGCUAGUUUAAGAACUGGUAGAUUGUCACUUUCUAUUUUUAUUUUUAAUUUGGAAAGAACCUCGACAUGCAGCCAUACAUAAGUAUAACUUUGACUCUACAUGUUACACAUCUAUUCUUAAAUCAUAAAUAAUGUCUCUAAUGGAGUGUUGAGGCUGCAGUUUGAAGACCUGUGCACAGUUUAUUCUCAUGUAUAUGCAGUUGUUGUGUAUUCUAAAGUGUACAGAUGAAAUUAAGUUAAAAAUAAUCAUCUUGGCAUCAUUUCACUUCAGCAGAAUGACAAACUGCUUAUAAUCACUAUAAUCACCACUGCUGUUUUCUCCAUAUUAAAGCCUCCAGUAGAAUUUAAAGAUCUGCACCUUAAACUUUAUUUUUAUUUCUAUUUAAAGCAAAAAAAAAACUUUGUUGCAUCCAUAACAUCCAGUUUUUGGGAAAAGAAAGAUAAAUGAUGUACUGAAGUUUUCUUGGUGCUCAGAUUACACGAAAAAUCUCAAACAUUUAGUCGUUUUUUGCACCUAUUAAGCUCCUAAAGAGCGUUUUCUUUUCCAUAAACAUUAAAAACUACUGGAGGGAGACAAGACGUGAACUCAAACCAAACCAAAGGCCUUUCAAGACACAUUGAAGACCAGUCAGUUAAAAAUAAGUCAUGAAGCCUGCACAAACAGGAAGUAACCACCUUAAAAUAAACCUCAACCUCUUGCACAGUGGUACUCUUGAGGUAAUGAAGCACUUAAGAGAUAAUAAUAUAUGCAGCCAUAGAUCUAUACCUAAUAAUAAUCUCUUUUUUUUUUUCUAAAGGACAAUGUGCAGAUGGGAGAAGCUUUAGUCUAAAAAUAUCUGCUGUAAAGAGGAAAUAGUUACAGCCCUAUGACUUUCUUCCUUGUGCCUGGAUCGUUUGUAUUUAAAGAAAAAAAAAGACAGAGUUUGGGGAACAUUUUUAAGUUGUUUUUGUGUGUUAAGUUCUGUAUUAAUCUCAUUUAAUAGACGUGUAUGAUAGGAAAGGGACAGCUGGAUAUUUUGGGCUUAAAAGAUGUGACUUACUGUGCAUUUUAUUAUAAUUUUUUUAGUAUAUUUACCAAAAGCCUCUGCUUAUUUAAUUUACAAAGGAUGUUUGCAGUCUAUUUUGUAUCGUUUAAAUGGAAAGUGUGAAAGUAGCUGUCUUAUUAUUUGAAUGUAGUGUUGCCUCGUAUUAAGAGGAAGAAAUAAAACACUCUUAAGUCAUUA